Daphnia magna is the source of this 1787-nucleotide messenger RNA. RefSeq lists its product as uncharacterized. The record is from RefSeq and is a predicted model, not a curated record. NCBI's taxonomy places the organism in Eukaryota, Metazoa, Arthropoda, Branchiopoda, Diplostraca, Daphniidae.
UUCGCGCUCGAAGUGUUAGCAUAUAGACUGAGUCUGUGGUGUAAGUCUAAGUAAAGAUGUCUGGCUGUCUGCUUCUUCACUGACUUUUCUCUUACAUUUAAUAUCAGUACGUACAUAUUUGCAAUGGCAGACCCACUGAUCUAUAUACUUGUCACUUUUACUGCUAAAAGUGGAGAAUUGGGCAUUGGCACAUUGGAGGCCAUAGCAGUGCCGAAAGAUUUCCAUGACCAAAGUUUCGAUCAUCAGCUCGAGCAAUUAAAAGGUUUUAUUGGAACAAAAAAAGUUAUUGGAAUCAAUUGGCCUAAGUUUCCCAGCAAUCCUGGUUGGAACCUACCAGUUCAGUCGACUACCAAAUCUAGAUCCCAAGUUCAACAUGAAGUGAGAUCAUGUAAAGUUAUCUCGUUCUCAGAGGACAGAGAUGUGGUGGUGGCAGUACGUGAUGCCAUGGUGCCUCCUAUCAGUGUCAAAAAGGCAGUAGAAAAAUCAACUCCGAAGUCAUCUGCAACUCAGAAACAUGGCACUGGCCAUAAAUCUACCUCUCCACCACGUAACUUGCCAGUUGAAAAGUCAGCAACAGUUAUUAGGAAGACCAUGGGCAUCUCAGAAGAAGACAUGGAAGGGUUAGAUUGCCAUUUGAUCACUGGGGAAAAUGAAGACAAGUCCGAUACAUCUGCUGACAGCAGCCUUGAUCAUGAUGAUAAUCAGCAACGAUUUUUUUCUUCAGAAUCAGAGGACGAAGAUUUGAUUCCUCCUACUCCACCUCCGCCUCCAAUGAAGAGAAAACGAGGCGAUCAGUCUUUCAAAUCAUCGAGCGACACCAAAUCUAAGAGAAAUUCAAGUCACAACAAGGAAAAUUCAUCUGUCACACCAAGAAGAAACGAAAAGUCAUCAGCAAAGAAUUCUGAUCCUCAGAUUCUUACUUCUUUGGACGUCAACAUAGUUGACACCCCCCCAAGUUCCACAACAAAAGAAAACCCGAAGCGUGUGCAGGACGAACAAUGGACGGAGCUAGUUGAUGCUGAGUUUCAUGGCCGUAAUGAAUACAUGGAUCAAAUUGAUGAGCUGAAAAAAGAAAUCUCGUUUCUCAACGAGCAAAUUCGGAAUUCUACCUUUGAUCUAGAAAUUGAGAGACGUGAUUUCGAUGACAGAAUUUCCGAAAAAGAUGCUACAAUUCUUCGCUUACAAGAAGAAGUAAAGUCCCUGAAAGAGAUGAAUCCCCUGGCCUUGUCCAAAAGUCUUAAUGAAGGGUUGGUUAUACUGCAGUCCACUUUGGAAACCUUGACAAUUAGUCAACUUAAUUCUGAACAAUCACGUGUUCAGUUGCAAAGUGAAAGCAGUAGAAGAACCAACAAAGUCAAGCUUCACAAAGAUUAUGACACAACUAUUAAUCAAAAUGAGCUAGCAAUCGCAGUGUCCUAUGGGAAGUCUGGUUCAAAAAAAAGGACAUGAGCAAAAUGAUCAAUGUGAUCAUGGAAGCACUGUGGGACAGGGAAUUCAUGUCCAAACACAGCCUUACCGGAAAGAAGGCACCCACUGACAAGUCAAAUAAUCCGGCGAAAGAGGCCCUUCCUAAGGAUGAUGUACAAGCAAUUACGAGUUUCGUUGUGGAGUUUUGGGCAACCAAACACAAGUUGGCAAUCGAUCCAUCCAUGGUCCACCCUUGCAUCACAUCCAAACUUCUAGGGGAGCAUACGGCUAACAAGUCAAGAGAGAAAUUGGUCGUGGAAGACGAUGACGAUGACCAACAAUUACAGCAAUAAAUUGGCGAAAAUUUCUUCAAGACCACG